AAUUUGGGUUAUCGGAUAAUCCAAUUCCAACAAAAACAACGUUUCUUUGAGUUUGAGGUUGUCUCUCUUCGUUGGACUCUCUUAUCUUUUGCGUCUCCUUCGACUUCCAUUAGUUUCGGAUUGUUUUAUUUAGUAGAUGCAGUCUAGUUUGGUUUGUGAAUGGCAGCCUCCGAUGGUAGAGUUACAUACUCUUCACUUUCUAAUCUAGAAAAGGAAAACACCCAUUUUGGGUACGAUGCCACGAAUCACCAUGGUGAAUCUGCAUGGUCUGAGCCUAAGUCCGGCCCUACAAUUGGCCCACCGGGCUCAACCUUCUCAAACCAAGAGAUAUUAUAUCAGUUCCCCUCUGAGGAUGAUGGCUUGUUUGAUGGAGGUUAUGAAUCAGGUGAUGAUGCUCAUGGUAUUGUUUCCUCUAACAAGCCUCCAGAGGUAAACUUGAAGAAUGUGCUUUCUGGGAUCUUUGCUAUUUUAACUGGACAAAACAGGGGUCCAACUGUUGCUGCAAACCAGCAGCUCCCAAGUUCAAAUGUGUCAUUUCUUGAUUCUGGAAAGAAUGGGGAUGUUUUCCUUGACUCAUCAGUGUACACACCGAGUGCACCGCCCCUUUGUCUGCCAAAUGGAGCUGAUUAUAAUUCCUACAAGGAGAUUUUGGAAGCUGAACCCCCUGAGUGGCUCCCUGAUAGUUCUACCACUGUUUGUAUGCAGUGUAAUGCUCCGUUUACUGUGCUUACCCGUGGUAGACAUCAUUGCCGGUUUUGUGGAGGAAUUUUCUGUCGAACUUGUACAAAGGGGCGGUGUUUAUUGCCUGUUGGGUUCAGGGAAAGGAAUCCUCAGAGGGUUUGUGAUGCCUGCUAUGAUAGGCUUGAUCCUUUACAGGGUGUUCUUAUCAACACUAUAAGCAAUGCUGUGCAGGUAGCUAAGCAUGACGUCAUGGAUUGGACUUGUGCUAGAGGAUGGAUUAAUCUUCCCAUUGGUUUAUCUAUGGAACAUGAGAUAUAUAAAGCAUCUAAUACAUUGAGAAACUACUGUCAGGUGGCCAAAUCCAAUCCUGAGAAGUCCAUCCCUUUAGCUGUUCUUAAAAAUGCCAAAGGCCUAGCAAUUUUAACAGUUGCCAAAGCUGGUGCACUGGUCUCCUACAAACUGGGUACUGGCUUGGUUGUUGCUCGAAGAUCAGAUGGAUCAUGGUCUGCACCAUCGGCUAUAUUCACCUUGGGUUUAGGAUGGGGUGCUCAGAUUGGUGGUGAACUUAUGGAUUUUAUAAUUGUUCUUCACGAUAUGAAAGCUGUGAAGACAUUCUGCAGUCGCAUGCAUUUUUCUCUUGGUGCUGGUUGUAGUGCUGCAGCAGGGCCUGUUGGGAGAGUGCUUGAGGCAGAUAUUCGUGCGGGUGACAGAGGCUCUGGCAUGUGUUACACUUACAGUUGCAGUAAAGGUGCAUUUGUGGGAGUGUCCAUGGAAGGAAAUAUAGUUGCAACCAGGAUGGAUGCCAAUUUACGCUUUUACGGGGACCCUUAUCUAACCACAUCUGACAUUCUACUAGGGAUGGUGGACAGACCAAAGGCUGCUCAACCUUUGUACGCCAGUCUUCAAGAACUUUAUUCCAGUUUACGCUACUAAGAUGGCACCUCAUUCUUGUCACAGAAUUAUGCCUUUCAUUCUUUCAGCUGCAAGUAGUUUGUCAAAUACUGCCUGAUGUAUAUACAGUUCUAUCUCGUGAUGGAUUCCUGCAUUGUGAUUCCCGUUGCCAAUUCAAAGUCCUCUAUAUUUGGUUCAUGUGGAUGAGGGAUCCCCUUAUAAUUGGUUAUACAUUAUAUAUUUAUUACUAAUGAUGCAAAUAUCCAAUACACAUGUAUAAUGUGAAUAUGUUGAUAGACUCAUUGUACAUAGAUAAUCGUUGAAACAAGUUAUAUAUUCGUUUGCUGACUUUUAUUCUUCCUGAGGGGUGUUUUUGGAGUUGGAUUUACAAGAUAGUAAUAUUAUAAUGUUCUGAAGCUUGAAGGGGACAGCCAACUUCUGUUACUUGCAUGUUGAAGGUUAAUCUUCAAUUUUGAAUGACAAUUGGGGGUUUACGCCUUUACCAAGAAGUUUCUUUCUUUAUUUUUGGCUGUAAAAGACAAUCUGGUUGAGGUUUUUAUUUCCUACAGAUGUUUUCUCGAGAGUAAUCAUAGAUGUUACAAUUUACACGACUCAUUAAUUCUCAAGUUCAAACUUGUUGAGGCCGUGGUUUGUUACUCCUUAAAAUGUAAUUUGGCUAUCUGAAACUUUUUUUUCAAGUAGGAAAAAGUUGCUGUGGCUUAAAGGAAUUUGG
This is a messenger RNA of Abrus precatorius (Indian licorice), 2305 nucleotides long. Its product is annotated as SH3 domain-containing protein PJ696.02. Gene Ontology annotation, molecular function: metal ion binding; phosphatidylinositol binding. The transcript is spliced from 5 exons. Bases 160 to 1614 code for a protein of 484 amino acids. Lineage: Eukaryota; Viridiplantae; Streptophyta; Magnoliopsida; Fabales; Fabaceae. The record is from RefSeq and is a predicted model, not a curated record.